Molecule: messenger RNA, 2177 nt
Organism: Lethenteron reissneri (Far Eastern brook lamprey)
Lineage: Eukaryota; Metazoa; Chordata; Hyperoartia; Petromyzontiformes; Petromyzontidae
Product: aflatoxin B1 aldehyde reductase member 4-like
Source: RefSeq, a predicted model, not a curated record
AUGGCAGGUCGCGUGGCCACACUGCCGCGCACAGUGCUGGGAACCAUGGAGAUGGGUCGGCGUGCCGACGAGGCCAUGAGUCGUGAGAUGACGCGGCUCUUCACGGCCGGUGGGCACCGGCACCUGGACACAGCGUUCAUGUAUGCGGGCGGGCGCUCCGAGGAGAUCCUGGGCACUCUCUGCGGCACUGGCGGGACGUUUGAGAACCAAGUGAGCGUGGACACCAAGGCGAACCCAUGGGGCACCAACACCCUGAAAGCUGACAGCCUGGGCGUUCAGCUCGGCACAUCCCUGCAGCGCCUGCGUCGCUCCUCAGCGGACGUGUUCUAUCUACACGCGCCCGACCACAACACACCGCUAGAGGAGACGCUCGCCGGCUGCCACGCGCUCCACCAGGAGGGCAAGUUCAAAGAGCUAGGCCUGUCCAACUACUCAUCGUGGGAGGUGGCCGAGGUGUGGCACAUUUGCCACUUCAACAACUGGGUGCUGCCGAGCCUGUACCAGGGCAUGUACAACGCCUGCACGCGCCAGGUGGAGACCGAGCUGUUGCCCUGCCUGCGUCGCUUCAACAUGCGCUUCUACGCCUACAAUCCUCUGGCCGGGGGACUGCUCACGGGCAAAUAUUGCUACGAGGACAAGGACACAAAGAAGCCAGAAGGGAGGUUUUUUGGGAAUGACUGGGCCGAAGCCUACCGCAACAGGUACUGGAAAAAGCACCACUUUGCGGGAAUCGAUCUGGUGCGCGAGGCCCUGAACGUGGCCUACGGGGAGGGCAAGGUGUCACUGACGGAGGCCGCUCUGCGCUGGAUGUACCACCACUCAAGGCUGAGCGGAGAGGCCGGCGAUGGCGUCAUCUUGGGCGCUUCGUCUCCUGAGCAGCUCUCGCAGAACCUGGCGGCGAGCAAGCAGGGCCCCCUGGAUGAGACGGUGGUGGCGGCUUACCAGCAGGCCUGGGAGCUCAGUGCGCACGAUUGCCCUAACUAUUUCCGCUGAGCGAGUACGUCUAUCCGCACGCCCAUCCCGCCUGCCCUUGCAGGAGAUGAUUUGAUGCUGCUGGAGCAAAAGUUAUUCUUGAAUAUGCUUGCAACCUUUGUAAUAAUUACAUGCCAACCUUGUAAAAGCAGCCAUUCUUUCCUUACAUGCUGGUAUGGUACAGAUCUCCACGUUUACUUGUCUUUGGAUAUUUUUUUUAAUCUCCAGUUCCAUCCCGAUUGUGCAUUCGGCAUCAUGAUGAGUUCAUUCCGAAAUCUCACAGAGCAGUGCAGCCCUUCAUGUUGGUUAACGGCCCAUGGAAGUGGAUUUCAGGGAUACAUCCUCUUUUUUAGAUUUCUUCAAGUGACCUCUGAUCCUUACAGUAGAGCGCAGCACUUUAGCACCCACUCGACAAUGAGAGAAAUGUUUUAAUUCUCAGUGCUCCAAUUGACAUUUGCAUUUGUGCAGUCAUUGGUGACUGAGCUGAGACCAUCGAUUGGUUCAAUACAAUCGAGAACCUGGUUUAAUCACAGGCGGCUGCCUAAUGUUAAACCCAAGCUCACAUCAACACUGCCAGCCACCAGGCCACCUCUAGUGUUUGCAUUCAUCAUGUAAAAAACGUGCGCUUUGAAUAUUAUUUCUUACCAUUGGUGAUCCAUGGAUCGUGUUAAAUAUUUCCUGAAAUUGUAAGCGCUAUUGCAUUGACAGGGUAUAGUGAUAUAUGAAGAACCUGGAAAGUAAUUUCGUGCUGUAUCGCACUUGUUGUGGAUUUUGUCUCUGCUUUAAAGGUACAUUUCCUUAAAUGGUAUUUUGCAAAGUUGGCAAGCAUUUUCUUACACGCACAAUAAAAAAGCGUAGAAUGUAAUUCAAUAAUUAAGCUGUUGCACAUUUGCCUGACAUGCUGGAAUUAGAAAUGUAUGUAAAUGAUACGCACUUAAAAUUAAACACUAAUUUCACUUUGAUUACAAAUGUGAACUAGUUUAAUUAACAUUUCUGAAUAGUGAAGUUGAUUUAGUUUUUUGUAUUGGCCGGACUGCACGUGGUGCAACAAUAGUUGCCAAACUCCACCCCGCCCGCCCCCCCAUUUCAAUAAAUGUGCUCACGCAAAAGGUCAUCUUGUUUUAUUUUAUUGAACAUUCAUGGAAUAUUAUUUUUCUCCAACGUGAAAAUUCUGAAUGAGGGUGCACACUGACGGCCAUGAUACA